Molecule: messenger RNA, 1703 nt
Organism: Truncatella angustata
Lineage: Eukaryota; Fungi; Ascomycota; Sordariomycetes; Amphisphaeriales; Sporocadaceae
Product: NADH-cytochrome b-5 reductase
Exons: 3
Coding region: 177-1592 (471 amino acids)
Cellular component (GO): endoplasmic reticulum
Molecular function (GO): heme binding; oxidoreductase activity
Source: RefSeq, a predicted model, not a curated record
UAUUACUCUCGGCUUUGCAAUCGCGACCAAACAAAUGGCUGUUUUGGCAAAGCUGAUAUAUCUACGAGCGUCUCUCUAUUAGAUUGGUACGCCUGCCAUCCAGCGUAGCUUUCAUCGUACUGUUUUUCAAUAUCCCCGAACCACCUUGCGCAAUCGUCAACUCGCACAUCGCAGCCAUGCCGACAUACAAUUUAGCCCAGGUCAAAGAGCACAACAGGCCAGAUGAUGUCUGGUUUGUCAUUCAUAACAAAGUUUACGACGUCACCAAGUAUCUUGAGGAACACCCAGGCGGCAGUGCCAUCCUGCAGGAGGUAGCUGGGCGCGAUGCGACACAGGAAUUUGAAGAUGUUGGACACUCAGAAGAAGCCAAUGAGUGGCUGGAUGGGCUUUACAUUGGCGAUUUACCUGAAGAAGAACUGGCCGAAGAAAUCGAAGUAUAUCGUCCAACAUUCGAGGCAGUCUCGCAAGACACUCAAAUUGUGGCUAGACGUUCUGGAAGUUUGGUCACCAUGUUAGGUAAAUUGGGACUUACUGGAUCUGUCGGUGCAGCAGUCUGGGUUAUAUUUCAAAAGAAAGCACCGCACAUCGACUGGAACUCCUUAUUGCGACAAGGUGGCCCAUCACUACCUCGGCCAAAUGGGAACAUGUGGUUAGGUAUUGCUGUUGCGACCAUGAUUCAAGCGUCAGCGUCACUCGGCAUAGCGGCCCAUAUUUGGUCUAAGAUAGACCUCCACAGCGGUGUACGUCACAAACCACGUCGAGUCGCCCGACCCGACAGAUAUGUUGUUGUCAGGCGUGCUCCAACUUCAGCGACCCAAACACCGUCCACUACACCGAGACCAAGCGUGCUGGAUGCGAAGCAGUACCGGCCGUUCAAACUGAUCCGUAAAUCUCUUGUGGCUCCGAAUACCUAUCGUUUUGUCUUCGGCCUGCCUUACCCAGAUUCCAGCUUAGGCCUACCUACAGGGCAACACAUUGCCCUGCAAGCCGUCAUCAACGGGAAGAACGUGUCGAGGUCCUAUACACCCAUCUCGAAUAACAGUGAUCUUGGGCGGAUUGAGUUGAUAGUCAAGGUAUACCAGCAAGGUCUGAUGACCCAGCAUCUCGCAAACAUGCAAGUCGGGCAAACGAUUGAUAUCAGAGGGCCGAAAGGAUCAAUGCAAUAUGGAACUACAUAUGCAAAGAGGAUAGGCAUGAUUGCUGGAGGAUCAGGAAUCACGCCAAUGUACCAACUUAUUCGUGCCAUCUGCGCAGAUGACUCCGACAAUACCCAGAUUAACCUUCUGUAUGCCAACAACACCGAGGAAGACAUCCUCCUCCGAGAGGAGCUUGACAGUUUCACAGUCCAGUGUCCGGAGAAGUUCAAGGUCCAGUACGUGCUAGCAAAGCCUCCGGUAGACUGGUCUGGCGAGUCUGGAUUCAUCACCAAGGACAUGGUUGCCAAAUACCUGCCCGAGGCAGCAGAAGACUCCAAGGUGCUCUUGUGUGGGCCACCGCCCAUGAUCGAGGCGACGAAGAAGAACCUCGCCGGAUUGGGUUUUGAGGCUCCUAGCGCUAUAUCGAAAGCGACGGACCAAGUUUUUUUAUUCUAGUAGGAUCCAUGGGCGAUGCUUGAUUGUUACUGUACAACCCGCGUGUCGUCUUCGGACAACUGCACCUGUAUAUUUUAGAGCCUCCGAUAUUAAGAAAUAGAUUUAUCACUC